This is a messenger RNA of Ceratina calcarata, 2183 nucleotides long. Its product is annotated as fidgetin-like protein 1. NCBI's taxonomy places the organism in Eukaryota, Metazoa, Arthropoda, Insecta, Hymenoptera, Apidae. Gene Ontology annotation, molecular function: microtubule severing ATPase activity; ATP hydrolysis activity; ATP binding. The coding region runs from base 185 to 2128 and encodes 647 amino acids. The transcript is spliced from 2 exons. The record is from RefSeq and is a predicted model, not a curated record.
ACUGCAUUCGGCUCAUUCGGCUGUUCGUCGCACAGCUGAGGCAUUCGGGACUGUCCAGAUGAAAUUCUCGAUUGACACAAACGAAAGAGAAAAGUAGUUUAUUAAUGGCAAUUAGUUAAGUUCUACAUUUGAUGUGAUAGAGAAUAUAUAGAAUACAUAAAAUUGAUUUUAAUGAAAUCAAAUAAUGGAUAAUGUUAAAGCAGAAACUAAUAAAGUGAAAAAUAAUUUUCUACCUGCCUAUCAUAUUUUAAAAUUUUCAAAAACUGAUAAGGAUGACUUAGAAGCUGUAGACAUUGAACGCAGGUGUCUUGCUAUCAAAUAUUUAACCGCUAAGCAGUGUGAAUCAGAGGAUGUAGCAAGUUGCUUGCUUCGAAGGAGCUUGGAAGAUUAUCAAAAUUCAAUGGAACAUAAAGAUGGUGUAAAUAAUUAUUGGAAGCAGAUUAAGCUACAAACAUCAAGAAUUGAUAAUAAUCCACAAAAGUGGAAGUCUGGAUUAAAUGACGUAGAUAUUGCAAUAAAUUGUAUAAAGCCUUUGCCCUGUCAAGAUGAUAAGACCAUGCCUUGUCCUGGGAAAUUAUUUAAUGAGAGACACAUAAAGGAUAUCGUAGAUACAUGGAAAAAUAAAGAAACAACAAUAAGAAACAGGAAGAUCAGUGUUCAACUGAAAUCAAAUCUCAAUCAAGCGGUGAGUACAAGCACCACAGGAAGGAUUGAAAAUGAUAUGCCACAUGAAAGAAGCAGAUCUCUAUCUUCAUCAAACAAAUCUAUGGAUUUGGAAAACAUUAAUACCCAAGUAAGUUAUAAUAAUCAAACAUUUAUAAAGAAAAAUCACCAAAAACAAAAUUCUGUGGGGCAUAAAUUAUUUACAAGUGAAUUUAAAGCACGCCCUACAUUUGAAAAGCAAAACUCUUUUAAAACAAACGGGAAUAGUCACGAAUCACUGAAUUCCGUGAAAUUAAAAUCCCAUGUUUCCCUUCAGCAUAAUGAGGAAAAUUCUACAUUUAAACCGAAAACGAAAUUCUUCAAAACCGCUAGAGAAGAAUUAAACGUACAACAAAUGUCCGAAAAGUCUACGCGAAAGAAAACGUUAGGUGGCAAAGGAUCGCUUAAUGCUCAAUUCGUUUGUCCGUUUAAACGGGAGAAGGAGAGAGCAAUGCAGUCUGAGGAGAACAAUACCGAAACCGAUACAAUGGAGAUAGAGGAUGAGAGACUAAAAAACAUAGACCCAAAAAUGGUUGAACUGAUAAAAAAUGAAAUCAUGGAUUCGAAAUCGACCACUUCUUGGGAUGAUAUAGCAGGACUAGAAUAUGCGAAGAAAAUCAUUAAAGAAGUAGUUGUAUAUCCCAUGUUAAGACCCGAUAUUUUCACGGGUUUGCGUAGGCCACCCAAAGGUAUUUUAUUGUUUGGUCCACCAGGUACAGGAAAAACUCUUAUAGGCAAGUGUAUAGCAUCGCAAAGUAAAUCAACGUUUUUUUCGAUAUCCGCAAGCUCCUUAACUUCGAAGUGGAUGGGCGAUGGAGAGAAGAUGGUCAGGGCAUUGUUCGCAGUUGCUAGGGUUUAUCAGCCAUCGGUGAUUUUUGUUGACGAAAUAGACUCGUUACUCACUCAAAGAUCAGAGACCGAACAUGAGAGUUCCAGGAGAUUAAAAACUGAAUUUUUAGUGCAGUUGGACGGAGCUGCAACCGCGGACGAAGAUCGAAUUUUAAUCGUAGGAGCAACUAAUAGGCCGCAGGAAUUAGAUGAAGCAGCACGUAGACGAUUAGUUAAAAGGCUCUAUGUUCCUCUACCCGAGUUUGGAGCCCGUAAACAGAUUAUAAAUAAUUUAUUGUUAACUGUUCCACACGAUCUUACUGAGGAUGAUAUAGAUUAUAUAGCUGAACAGUCAAAAGGAUAUUCGGGAGCAGACAUGACAAAUUUGUGCAAAGAAGCAAGUAUGGGACCAAUUAGGAGUAUUCCGCUCACCCAACUGGAAGAUAUUAGGAAGGAAGAUGUAAGACACGUAACAGUUGAUGAUUUUAAGGAGGCAUUGAUACAUGUUCGUACUAGUGUAUCAGAAUCAAGUCUAGCAGCUUACGUUGAAUGGGACGCUAUAUACGGAACUGGAACAGCACAAAAUUAUAAAAUAUAAAAAAAUAAUACUUUAUUCAAUUAAUCACAUUUUAUAAUAUCAAACUGUUUUUUAC